Molecule: messenger RNA, 4178 nt
Organism: Pseudophryne corroboree (corroboree frog)
Lineage: Eukaryota; Metazoa; Chordata; Amphibia; Anura; Myobatrachidae
Gene: P2RX3
Product: purinergic receptor P2X 3
Exons: 12
Coding region: 1-1164 (387 amino acids)
Biological process (GO): calcium ion transmembrane transport; response to ATP
Cellular component (GO): nuclear inner membrane; plasma membrane
Molecular function (GO): ATP binding; extracellularly ATP-gated monoatomic cation channel activity; purinergic nucleotide receptor activity
Source: RefSeq, a predicted model, not a curated record
AUGGGUUGUUUCACUGACUUCUUUACCUAUGAAACAACCAAGUCUGUGGUGGUUAAAAGCUGGACGAUUGGCGUUAUCAACAGAGCGGUACAACUACUGAUUAUAACCUAUUUUGUAUGCUGGGUGUUCCUUCAUGAAAAAGCUUACCAGAUUCGUGACUCUUCCAUUGAAUCUUCUGUUAUGACUAAAGUGAAAGGUGUUGGGCAUUACAGCAAAAGAGUAAUGGAUGUUGCAGACUAUGUCAUCCCACCACAGGGGUCCUCUGUGUUUGUAAUCCUCACAAAACUUAUAACAACUCCAAAUCAAGUACAGGACUAUUGCCCAGAGAGCGAUGAGAAGCAUAAAUGCAGCACUGACAGUAAUUGCACGAGAAACAAACCUACAGCCAAUGGCUUUCUCACUGGUCGGUGUGUUAGUUCAUUUUGUCAGAUUCAAGGUUGGUGCCCAACAGAGAAUGACACUGUUCGUAUGCCUCUCUUAAUGGAAGCAGAAAACUUCACAAUCUUUGUCAAGAACAGUGUGCGAUUCCCAGUUUUCGACUUUGAGCGGGGGAAUCUGCCUCCCAGUCUGAACUGCCGCUAUGAUCCAGUUGUGGCCCCCUUUUGUCCAAUCUUCAGGCUUGGAGACAUUGUCAAACAUGCUGGUCAGAACUUCACUGCUCUGGCAGACAAGGGUGGAGUCCUGAGUAUUAAAAUUGGUUGGCUUUGUGACCUUGACAAAUCUUGGGAUCUCUGCGUUCCUCGAUACAGCUUUACCAGGCUGGACAGUGUUUCAGAAAAGAACAAUGUUUCUCCAGGAUACAACUUUAGGUAUGCUCGAUACUACAUGAAUUUAGAUGGCUCAGAGUUUCGGACUCUGAUCAAGGCUUUUGGCAUUAGAAUUGAUGUUCUUGUUUAUGGAAACGCCGGAAAGUUCAACAUCAUUCCAACCCUUAUCAAUAUUGUGGCAGCUUUUACAUCAGUGGGCGUGGGAACUGUUCUCUGUGAUAUCAUUUUACUCAACUUCCUGAAAGGAGCAGAUCAGUAUAAAGCAAAGAAGUUUGAGGAGAUUUCCGAUGCUAGCCCUCCUUUUGGCAGCCACCUGUUUAAAAGUGACCAGACCCUAGCUGGCCGUGGAGAUGAGAAAAGGUCUACAGACUCUGGGGCUUUCUCAAUAGGUUUAUAGGCCUGAACUGACCAACUAUUCUCAUCAACUGUUUCCCAAGUUCCUUAUAGCCAUUCUAUAUAUAGCUCUGGCUCCUGUGUCCUAUUCAUUUUCUCUGUUGUAUGUUAUCUUCCAUGUAAUACUUGCUAAACCCCCCCCCAUAACACUGAUCAUGCUCAUUGUCAGACUCACCUACCGCCUCUUCUGUCAAGCUGACUAUUGUUCAACUUUUAUGGAGAAAAUGUACUGCAGUAAAUUCUUAGUUUCUUUCUAAGCAGAUUUAGGUUUGAUCAGUCCCAAAAAACAUCCAUUUUGUACAAUUAUAUUAAAUAUUUAAAAUGAUGUGGGAUAGCUAUUGGCUGCUGAGAAGAUGACCAUGGCAAUUUUAAUAUUUUUUUUCUUAUGCAUGUGAACCUAAAUCUAAUCUACCUUUUUUUUGUUAAAGAAUACUGUAUAUUAUUUUCCCAUCGCACAGUAGAAUGAUAAACACUAAAGAUGUAUCUGCACUGGUAUUUUGUGACAUGUACAAAAAAAAUCUAAUUUCUCUAACGUCCUAAGUGGAUGCUGGGGACUCCGUAAGGACCAUGGGGAAUAGCGGCUCCGCAGGAGACUGGGCACAUCUAAAGAAAGCUUUAGGACUAACUGGUGUGCACUGGCUCCUCCCCCUAUGACCCUCCUCCAAGCCUCAGUUAGAUUUCUGUGCCCGACGAGAAGGGUGCACACUAGGGGCUCUCCUGAGCUUCUUAGUGAAAGUUUUAGUUUAGGUUUGUUAUUUUCAGUGAGACCUGCUGGCAACAGGCUCACUGCAUCGAGGGACUAAGGGGAGAAGAAGCGAACUCACUAAAGUGGAUUGGGCUUCUUGGCUACUGGACAUUAGCUCCAGAGGGACGAUCACAGGCCCAGCCUGGAUGGGUCCCGGAGCCGCGCCGCCGGCCCCCUUACAGAGCCAGAAGAGCGAAGAGGUCCGGAAAAAUCGGCGGCAGAAGACGUUCCUGUCUUCAAUAAGGUAGCGCACAGCACUGCAGCUGUGCGCCAUUGCUCUCAGCACACUUCAUACUCCGGUCACUGAGGGUGCAGGGCGCUGGGGGGGGCGCCCUGAGACACAAUAAAACAUGAUAAAAAUACCUUACAUGGCAAAAAAUACAUCACAUAUAGCUCCUGGGCUAUAUGGAUGCAUUUAACCCCUGCCAGAAUAUACAGAAAAACGGGAGAUAAGGCCGCCGGAAAGGGGGCGGAGCCUAUCUCCUCAGCACACUGGCGCCAUUUUCCCUCACAGCUCAGUUGGAGGGAAGCUCCCUGGCUCUUCCCUGCAGUCACUACACUACAGAAAGGGUUAAAAAAAGAGAGGGGGGCACUAAUUAGGCGCAGUAUUAAAACAUACAGCAGCUAUAAGGGGAAAAACACUUAUAUAAGGUUAUCCCUGUAUAUAUAUAUAGCGCUCUGGUGUGUGCUGGCAUACUCUCCCUCUGUCUCCCCAAAGGGCUAGUGGGGUCCUGUCCUCUAUCAGAGCAUUCCCUGUGUGUGUGUGUGUGUUGUGUGUCGGUACGUUUGUGUCGACAUGUAUGAGGAGAAAAAUGAUGUGGAGACGGAGCAGAGUGUCUGUAACAGUGAUGUCACCACCUAGGGGGUCGACACCUGAGUGGAUGUACUGUUGAAAAUUACGUGACAGUGUCAGCUCUGUAUAAAAAAAAACCAAAAAAAAAAAAACAGUGGUUGACAUGAGACAGCCGGCUACUCAGCUUGUGCCUGUCCAGACGUCUCAUAGGCCGUCAGGGGCUCUAAAGCGCCCGUUACCUCAGAUGGCAGAUACAGACGCCGACACGGAUACUGACUCCUGUGUUGACGGUGAAGAGACAACCGUGAUUUCCAGUAGGGCCACACGUUACAUGAUUGAGACAAUGGAAAAUGUUUUAUACAUUUCUGAGGGAAAAACUACCUGUAGUUUUCCUGAAUCUGAGAAAUAAAAUGAGGUGUGUGAUGAUGCGUGGGUUUCCCCCCGAUAACAAUUGAUAAUUUCUUAAAAAGUAUUGGCUGUAUACCCUUUCCCGCCAGAGGUUAGGGUGCGUUGGGAAACACCCCCUAGGGGGGAUAAGGCGCUCACACGCUUGUAAGAACAAGGGCUCUACCCUCUCAUGAGAUGGCCGCCCUUAGGGACCUGCUGAUAGAAAGCAGGAGGGUAUCCAAAAAUGUAUUCACACACAUACUGGUGUUAUACUGCGACCAGCAAUCGCCUCAGCCUGGGGGUGCAGUGCUGGGUUGGCAUGGUCCGAUUCCCUGACUGGAAAUAUUGAUAUCCUAGAUAAGGAUAGUAUAUUAUUGCCUAUAGAGCAUUUAAAAGAUGCAUUUCUAUAUAUGCAUGAUGCACAGCGGAAUAUUUGCCGACUGGCAUCAAGUAUAAGUGCGUUGUCCAAUUCUACCAGUAAAAUGGUCAGGUGAUGCGGAUUCCAAACGGCAUUUGGAAGUAUUGCCUUUGAAAGGGACAUUUGGGGUCGGUCUUUUAGACCUGGUGGCCACGGCAACAACUGGGAAAUCCACGUUUGUACCCCAGGUCGCCUCUCAAAAUAAGACGCCGUAUUAUCAGGCGCAGUCUUUUGUUGGCAAGCGGACAAAAGGUUCCUCUUUUCUGCUCGUGACAGAGGGAGAGGAAAAAGGCUGAAGAGAUUAGCCAGUUCCCAGGAACAGAAACCCUUUCCCGCCUCUGCCAAGCCCUCAGUAUGACGCUAGGGCCUUACAAGCUCAAGCACGGUGGGGACCCGUUCUCAAUGAAUUUCAGUGCGCAGUGGGCUCACUCGCAAGUAGACCCCUGGAUCCUUCAGGUAAUAUCUCAAGGGUACAUAUUGGAAUUCGAGACGUCUCCCCCUCGCCGUUUCCAAAAGUCGGCUUUACCGACGUCUCCCUCUGACAGGGAGGCAGUUUUGGAAGCCAUUCACAAGCUGUAUUCCCAGCAGGUGAUAAUCAAGGUACCCCUCCUGCAACAGGGAACGGGGUAUUAUUCCACACUAUUGUGGUACCGAAGCCAGACGGCUCGGUGAGAC